AUGGUUCAUAAAACCCCAAUGAAGAAUAGAGGAAGAGGAAGAGUUACCCGGCCCGGAGGAAGCCCGGGGCCCUCAUCUGGAUCCAGGCCCAGACGGAGGGCCCAUCAGCGAGCGCCUGGUGGCCGGGCUUGCCACGGAGCCCAGCCGGGUACGACUUGGAUGCAGGAGAUUGUGCCUCUGAUCAUGAGUGGAGGAGAUCCAGCCUCUGUUGAGACUCUUCUUCAGUGGAGACGUGUUCCCUGGCUGGAACUGGACGAGACCUCCAUCCUUAACCUUGAACAGAGGCCGUCUCCACGCAUACUUUGUACACACUUCCAGUACAACAUGAUGCCUCCAUCUUUCUUUGAAGUUAAGCCAAAGGUCAUCUAUGUGAUGAGGAACCCCAAAGAUGUGUUUACAUCUUCCUUUCACUAUUGUGGGAUGGCAUCCUACCUGGUCAACCCAGGCCCACAGGGAGAGUUCCUCCACAAGUUCCUCGAUGGAAAAGUUAUGUUUGGCUCGUGGUUUGAUCAUGUAAAGGGCUGGCUGAAUGCUGAAGAUAAAGAGCGCAUAAUGCACAUCUCCUAUGAAGAGAUGAAAAUGGAAUUGCUGGAGACUGGAAAAAUCUUCUAA
Molecule: messenger RNA, 612 nt
Organism: Sebastes umbrosus (honeycomb rockfish)
Lineage: Eukaryota; Metazoa; Chordata; Actinopteri; Perciformes; Sebastidae
Product: sulfotransferase 2B1-like
Exons: 5
Coding region: 1-612 (203 amino acids)
Biological process (GO): sulfation
Cellular component (GO): cytoplasm
Molecular function (GO): sulfotransferase activity
Source: RefSeq, a predicted model, not a curated record